Schizophyllum commune H4-8 is the source of this 2286-nucleotide messenger RNA. RefSeq lists its product as uncharacterized. Gene Ontology annotation, molecular function: voltage-gated chloride channel activity. Gene Ontology annotation, biological process: transmembrane transport; chloride transport. The transcript is spliced from 22 exons. The record is from RefSeq and is a predicted model, not a curated record. The coding region runs from base 1 to 2286 and encodes 761 amino acids. Lineage: Eukaryota; Fungi; Basidiomycota; Agaricomycetes; Agaricales; Schizophyllaceae. Gene Ontology annotation, cellular component: early endosome; membrane; Golgi apparatus.
AUGACGGCCCCGGAACAACCUGAGGGCGCCGGCUGGCGCGACGAGGAACUCUUUGAGCUCGACGCUGAUGGACGUCUGCGCGAUGUGCACGCUACCGCGCCGGCCAAGUACACCGAUGGAAGCUCUAUCGACUGGUUCGCGGAAGAGGCCCUCGCGCGCGCGCGCACUCAGAUGCUGCACUCGCAACAUGGGAUUCGAGGAUUCUUGCUCCCCGCGAUGGAUGCGGCGCGUAUGUGGUUCGUGGUGAUUCUGACUGGUGUGAGCAUCGGCGUCGCGGGCGCUUGGCUGGAUGUCCUAGUCAAAUGGCUGGCAGACCUGAGAGAAGGUCGCUGCACCUAUGGCUUUUUCUACAACCAGCCGGCAUGCUGUUCCGGCUUGGAUCCCGGCGAAUUAUGCACUGAGUGGAAGUCAUGGAGCGCAUUUCUGAACGUACGAAUGAUAGGCGCACAAGCUAUCCUCCAGUCCACCAUCUACGUCGCACUAGCUAUUCUCUUCGCGGCAAGUGCUGCCAUUCUUGUGCAGAGCUAUGCACCAUAUGCGUUCCACACAGGAAUCCCCGAAAUCAAGGCUAUACUUAGCGGAUACGUUCUCGAUGCCUUCCUGACUCCGUGGACGCUUCUCAUCAAAGCGCUCGGUCUGGCACUAUCUGUCGCCUCGGGAUUGGUGUUGGGGAAAGAGGGGCCACUCGUACACGUCGCUUGUUGUAUCGCAACUCUACUCUCUCGGUUGUUCAGUCAGUUCAAGAACAAUGAAGCCGAAAAGCGAAAGAUGUUAGCCGCCGCAGCUGCUGCGGGCGUUUCUGUCGCCUUCGGUAGCCCUCUGGGCGGUGUACUGUUUGGGUUGGAAGAGCUGGACACUUUCGCCAAGGAGUUCGACGUUAUGUGGCGAGGCUUUGUUGCCUCGGCCGUCGCCGCUGUCGCCCUGCAGUACAUUGAUCCAUUCGGUACUUCGAAGUUGGUUUUGUUCCAGGUCACCAGCGGCAGCGAUACGUGGCAAGGCUUCGAAAUGUUCCCUUGGCUUGCAUUGGGUGUCAUUGGCGGACUCUUAGGAUCCCUCCUCAUCAAGCUGAACGUGCAGGUAGCAUUGUUGAGACGGUACAGCUUGAUCCACGAAUAUCCGGUUUUGGAGGUAAUUGGCGUGAGCGCCGUGACGGCCGCCGUCAGCUUUCUGAUUGUAUUCUGCCGUGUGCAAAUGGCGGAGUUGGUCGCGAACCUGUUCCAGGAAUGUGAUCCCAAUCGAGGUGACUACCAUGGGCUGUGCAACCCUACCGCGCUCUGGGAAAACGUGUUCUUGCUGUCGCUGACGGCGGGGAUCAAGCUAGUGCUAACGUCGUGGACUUUUGGGAUGAUGGUGCCGGCUGGCAUAUUCAUGCCUACCAUCGCCAUUGGUGCAUGCCUCGGGAGGGCGAUGGGUCUGAUAAUGCAAGACGUUCAACGAUGGUACCCCGACGCGUGGAUGUUCACGUCAUGUCCUCCGGAUCCCAGCGUACGGUGUAUCUCGCCAGGCUUCUAUGCGGUGGUUGGAGCGGCGGCGAUGCUCGGCGGGGUCACCAGAAUGACGAUCUCCAUUGUCGUCAUCCUGUUCGAGCUCACCGGCGCCCUCUCGCACGUCGUGCCCAUCAUGGUAGCCGUCAUGACCGCGAAGAUGGUCGGCGACGCGCUCGGGUCAGAUGGUAUCUACCCCGUUUGGAUCGCGUUGAGACGAUACCCAUGGCUACCACCCGUGGACUACAAGGACAAAGGCGCUACUGGCGCAAGCUUCAUGCGCAGUGCGGAGGAUGUCGUAUGUUUGGAAGAUGGCGAGCGCACCAUUGGACAGCUCGGCGAGUGCAUGAUCGGACAACUGACGCGAUUGACGUUUGACCGAGCAUUUGCAGAGCGUCUGGCUUUGGAGAAGUCCUUUAAUGGCUUUCCCAUCCUCGCGAAGGGAAGGCUUGUGGGAUACGUGGAGCGAGAGAGGUUGCUGUCUGCCAUCAGUGAUAACUCGCCCUCAGAACGUUUGGAAGGGGAUACCUCUCGCAAAGCGUUGUUCUCUAAUCCCAAACGCGAGGUGGAGGCAACCGAGAAUGCGGUCGAUCUGACCGCACUGCUCGAACCGUCCAUGCUGUUCCUUCGCCAGGAUACACCGCAGGAAGUUGUGAUCAGCAUGUUCCAAAAGCUGAACCUGCGCCGAAUAUUGUUCACGCAUUCAGGUGGAUUGUUUGCAGGGCUGGUGACGAAGUCGGAUAUCGUCGCACUUUUGAAUAGGCAUUUCCCGCAUGCGGCAGCGCUCGCGGAGCAUCCAUAG